ACGGCUGCUACAGUUGAUCGUUGUUAACCCGCGCCGUAUUUCCCCGCUGUCGUCACCGGCCUCCCGGACGAUCGACCUCGAGCGCGCCCAGCGUCUGCCCGACGAGCGUGGCGCAGCGUCGGGCAGGCCCCGCAGACGUCAGUGCAGCCCCCGGCGCACCCCCCUCGGCUCGGUGAGUGGGACAAACCCGUCUGCGUCGCUCGGGUGGGGGGACCUUUUUCCGGUCGCGGCCUGGCGUGGGGGCAUAAAAAAAGUGGUCAAUCGAGACGUGUACGCUGCGUGUGUAUCUGCCCCCCGAGAGAAGAAGUCCUUGCCUCCUCGCGAAUGGAGAGUGCAAACAGUCUGAGCCCCCGGCGACUUUCCGCCAUUGGUGGUAGUCAAAAGUCGCGGCGACAGUCUUACGCGGGGCAGUCUCCCUCACAGGACUCUGCUCCUGCCGGCGGCCAACUCAAGCGGGUGCCCACUGUGAGCGGACCGGUGUCUGGACUGGACAACAUAAACAUGUAUCGGCUCGACGCUAACCACCGGGCCUCGAGCUCGAGCGCGUCCCGGCGCACCAGCCGCAACGAGGAUUCCUUCACCUGUUCGCAGCAGAGCAUCCUCAGCGCCAUGGAUCGGUUCGUCAAGUCCGUGAACAACAUGGAUGCCACGGUGCUGGUGCCUUCGAGAUUGCGUGACAUGGACCUCACCGACAAGGCGGGACGUGCGCCGCCCGCGAACCUGAUGCAGACCGACCUCUACUCCUUCUACAACAUGCUCAACGACGUCAAGAACGAGCUGCUGUGGGGGCCCAGCGCGGCCGCCACCUCGGCCGUUGUGCCGCUGACCGGGGCGCUGCUACGGCCGCCCCCGAAGCACACGCGGCAGCCCUCAGACGACAGCCUCGGCUCCACGGGAUCCACGUCCGACACCGAUUCGGACGUCGACAGAGUGGUCACGGACCGCGACGGGCUCGAGCAGAGCCUUCACCUGGCCGCCGCCUUCUGGCAUCACCUGCAAGGACUGCACGCCAUCCUGCACCAGCUCGCCGACUCGGCCGACUACCUGGCGUGCAGGUACCAGGAGGAAGUGGACGCGUCGGCACUCUGAUCCGUUCCACGUCGUGGUUGUGCGCGUCGGGACCCACACAGGCCACAACGGGAUACUAUACAGUGCUCCAUCGUCGCCACUCCGAACGAUGUUCAUACAGUGUGCUCGCUUUUUUCUGUCGACCCCCGCCGCCGCCUGCCCGCCGCCUGAAGAGACCCGAGCAACGGAGAAAAUUAGCCUUCCCACCCCAGCGCAAAACCCUGCGAACAACAGGGCCGUUUUAAAUCCCCCGUGAUAAAAAACUGCCUUCGUUUGCUCGCACUUUUUUUUUCUCUUCGCCAUGACACGUGGAUGACGCGACAGGUCUGUCUCGUUUUGUGCCAGUUUCGGUUUUCAGCGACCGAAUCCAUGCCACGCGCUCAGAUUCGGGGCAGUCUCGUUCUGUGAUCAACAGCUCUAUCUUUUUCGUUCAAGUUUUGAAAUUCGACUCUGACUCCGCUGCUCCUUCGUAGUAGCGCUAAACCAUCAUUUAUUUUUUGUUUUUCCUGUCGUCGUCCCCCCCACUUAUUGCGGCUGGUAUGUCCAUCAGGUUACCCGUUAGAAACGUUUAUCUUCGUAGCAAAACGGCUGUACGCCCCAGGGUUUGGUUGUAAGCAUCACGAUAUGGCCGUUCGUCCUCGUAUUCGCGGCGCUCGAAAUAAGAGGGCACGCAGAAUGCGUAGCGGGAAGUUUUCGUUUUCCGGGUGAACCUGGUAAGACUCCGCAAAAAUGGCUGCGGGAGGUCCCGUAUGUGGGCCAGUAGUGUGUUAACUUAUUUUGCUGCGCCUCGCGCAUUUUGCCCGAAGCUACGACGUCUUGUCACGAUGGUUUUUUUUUUUUUGUACCUUCUCGUCCAUUCUCUAUUAUAUAUGCCAGCAGAGUAGAGCAACCGAUCGUAACAGUUAGCUAACAGCCCCGCGAUGCGCACACUUUUUUGUUGAGCGGCCGUUGCCAAAAUUUCUGAGUUCUUGCACGAAGCGCCAUUUUGUAGCUGUCUCUUGCCACUCACUGUUUUGCAUUUAACCGAAACGUCACACGAGUGAUUUUUUUUUUUUUCACGUGAUAAAAGGGCGUUUCUGUGUGUCGGACGUGGCGCAAAGUUCUCGAGUCAUGUAACCUAAAAAAAAAUCGCGCAACAUUCCAAGCUGCUUAAUUAGUCGCUAACCGUUGUAUGGAAGGAUACUCACAUUUUUUUCUUCUCAUCUGACAUGGUUGUUCUUCGUUCGGUGUUGCGACGCGAGCUAUGGCUUCUCGGGGAUAGUUGUGUGUUGCGGAGCUUUAAAAAAAAAAAAGCGUGUGUUAGAGCGAGUGCAUGAUUGUACAUAUGUAAAUAUGACUACAUACUUUUUUUCUUUGGCUCAGUAGUGUGCACAACGACGUAAACUAAAAAGGCUGAAGAAAUUUAGACACUUAUGAAAUGUUCUGUUUUUUGUUGUUUCUAAUGACGAAAGUCUAAAAGUAACCAGUCGGAAAAAAAAGCGUGAUUGUAUUCUCUGUUAAAACGAGUGAGAGAGAGGAAAACAUUGUAUUUGUUGCACCUUUGUAAAUUGGAAAGGAACGCAUGGAGGAUGAUGGCCAUCACACUUUGUUGUUCAUUUGACAGAAGCGAAUUAAAAACAGAGCUACAUUGACGAAAAAAAAA
Rhipicephalus microplus (southern cattle tick) is the source of this 2710-nucleotide messenger RNA. Its product is annotated as mid1-interacting protein 1A. Gene Ontology annotation, cellular component: cytosol. The record is from RefSeq and is a predicted model, not a curated record. Lineage: Eukaryota; Metazoa; Arthropoda; Arachnida; Ixodida; Ixodidae. Gene Ontology annotation, biological process: regulation of lipid biosynthetic process.